Molecule: messenger RNA, 1059 nt
Organism: Fraxinus pennsylvanica
Lineage: Eukaryota; Viridiplantae; Streptophyta; Magnoliopsida; Lamiales; Oleaceae
Source: the annotation of a GenBank genome assembly
AUGUCAUCCACCACAUCGGCCACUUCUCUGGCGGCGGCGGCGGCGGCGGCCGCCGACGCUGUGGAAAAACCUCCACGGAGAUUUCCACCGCCUUGCUGGACCCAAGAGGAGACGCUGGCUCUGAUUGACGCCUACCGUGAACGGUGGUACUCACUCCGCAGAGGGUACCUGCGCACGGCGGACUGGGAUGCAGUGGCGGCCAUCGUCAACAGCCGCUUCUCCGACGCACCCAUUCCCAAGACCUCGGCGCAGUGCCGCCACAAGAUGGAGAAGCUCCGCCAGCGCUACCGAGCUGAGAAGCAGCGGUCUCUUUCCUAUCCGUACCCAGGCGGUUGUUUCAUCUCCUCCUGGUUCUUCUUCGACUAUAUGGACGCCAUGGAGAACGAAACAGACCCACCCUCGGCCGAAACUGGAUCGGGUGAUAAUCCCGAUAAUACUGCCCUAUUGAAAUCAUUUCUCGAUCAGAGCAUACUGAAACUGAAGCUCAAAUCGAAGAAUAGUGUCAAUUCUAGCCCCGUUUUGGAAGCGAAAAAUUCCGAACAUACUCCAUACUUGAACAUGGGAGACAAUAAAGAGGAGCAGGAUCAUACCAGUUUCGGAACUAAAUUUCGUUCUGAAAAGACUAUGGGAGGAUUUUCAAUGCCUCCUGUGAAGUUUAAAGCGAAGAAUUCCAAUAUCAGCGGUGGGUUUCAUAUGAAAUCUUCUGGAAAUGAAGAUAUGAUUCCCCCAGGAUUAAGAAUCAAGAAGUUGGACAGAAGAAUGAAUCCUGAUUUUAACAAUGGAGAUGAAGAAUAUUGGGGUGUGAGAGGUAGUAUGAAGAGGGCGAGGAAUCCAGUGGAGGAAAUGGUGGAAUCAAUUAAGUUAUUGGGAGAAGGAUUGGUGAAAAUGGAGAAAGCCAAGAUGGAAAUGGCUAGAGAAAUGGAAACAGCAAGAAUGGAAAUGGAGUUGAAGCGCAAUGAGAUGAUACUGGAAUCACAGAGACAAAUUGUGGAUGCUUUUGUCAAGGGAUUAUUCCAUCUCAAGAAGGCAAAAAUCGCCACCGUUUCAUCGGAUUCAUAG